Pelmatolapia mariae (spotted tilapia) is the source of this 2475-nucleotide messenger RNA. RefSeq names its product BICD family like cargo adaptor 1 (gene bicdl1). Lineage: Eukaryota; Metazoa; Chordata; Actinopteri; Cichliformes; Cichlidae. Gene Ontology annotation, biological process: vesicle transport along microtubule; Golgi to secretory granule transport. The record is from RefSeq and is a predicted model, not a curated record. The transcript has 10 exons. Bases 442 to 2286 code for a protein of 614 amino acids.
UGAUCGCGCUUAUCAUGUUUGGCCGCUAAGUUCCUCCGGUGUGGAGGCCGAUCAUUAUGGGGGAUCUAGGACCCCGAGACGGGAUGGACCCUGACCGACCGACGGCUGCGAAGAAUUCACUGAGGCGGUUCAUACCGGGAUAAAAAUAUUUUGUUGUGAGCAGUCAUAAACAAGCAGACAGUGAGCUGCAGAGGAGGCGGUGUUUGCUGGGAUUCAAUCAGAGCCACCGUUGCGGCUGGUAGGUUAACGAGGAGAGGGGGAUGUGAGGAAACUGGGAAGGCAGCACUUUUUAAACACCACGGGAUCCGAAGAGCGACGAUAAUGGCUGAAUUGUUGAUUAGAAGCCGGCCCGGUCAGCCCAACACAGUCGGAGCAGGGUGGGUUCAUCCGGUGUGAAAUCAGUCGGCUGUAAUCUGUUGGCCUCUCCUCCGCCGGGCGGCGAUGUCCGCGUUCUGCCUAGACCUGCAGACGUCUGCCGUGGUUUCAGCACCACUGGAGCUGGACAGCGACUGCAUGGAGUCCCGGGGUAGCCCCACCGCUCAGGAGCCCGGCGGCUUUCAGGGUCAUCCGCUGCGGCACGCCGGUUCCGGAGGCCUCGGGAUGGCCUUGGAGGAGGAACUGGCCAUGCUUACCGGGGAGCGGGGAGGUGAGGAGCAGCUGUCAGACCCAGAGACGCCUGCGGUGGGGCAUAACGCAGACUUGCUGUCGCUCUUUCGCCAAAAGGAAAAAGACUUGGUUUUAGCUGCUAAACUCGGCAAAGCGUUGCUGGAGAGAAACCAAGACUUGACCAAGCAAUAUGAGAAAAUGCACAAAGAUCUCAACGAGAAAUUGGAGCACCUGGAGCAAGAGAAGCAUGAGCUGCGACGGCGUCUGGAAAGCCGGGAGGGGGAAUGGGAGGGCCGGGUGGCUGAGCUGGAGACGGAUGUCCAGCAGCUGCAGGGCGAGCUGGAGCGACAGCAAGUCCAGCUGAAAGAAGCUGACAGGGACAAGACCAAGGCCAUCAGCGAGCUCUCAGAACAGAACCACAGACUGCUGGAGCAACUCAGUAGGGCUGCAGAGGUGGAGAGGCAGCUGUCCACUCAGGUCCAUUCAUUACGGGAUGACUUCAGGGAGAAGAGUGUGUCCACACGCCAGCACAUGACACGACUAGAGACUCUACAGGCUGAGAUUAAGAUGCUGUCAGAACGGAAGAUGGAGUUGGAGCACCGAGUGCACGCCAUGCUCGAGGAGAACGAGUUGCUGCAGAAUACUGUGGAUGAGCUCCGGGAGAGGACGCUGGUGCUGGAGAAGCAGUGUCACGAGAAGGACCUCCAGUUGCGGCAGAGCCAGCUGGAGCUGCUGGAGGUUCAGGUGUCCCACAGGCAGCUGGCCGCUAGGUUGGAGGAGCUGACGGAGGAGCACAGCCUCCAAACUCUGACCCCCCAUCCUUCCAGCCUGCUGUGCGAGAUAGAGCAAAGUAUGGAGCAGGAGGAGCAGGAGCAGGAGAGGGAGCAGCUACGUCUUCAGCUAUGGGAGGCCUACUGUGAAGUUCGCUCACUUUGCUCUCAUCUGCGGGGAAACGAUGUCACGGAUUCAGCGCUGUCCACUGACUCUUCCAUGGACGAGUCCUCUGAGACUUCCUCAGCCAAGGAUGUGCCUACUGGGAGCCUCCACACCAGCUUGCUAGAGCUACGGAGGCUCACUCAGAAUCUGCUGGAUGGCAAUGAGUCUACGGGCUCACGGCGUAGUGAUGAGGAGGCUCUGGAGGAGCAGGUGAGGAAACUGGGAGAAGAGUUGCGGGAAGUCAGAGAGCUGUAUGAGGCGGAGCAGGACAAAACACGCGGCAAUGAAGAGGAGCUGCUGCAGCUGCACAACCAGGUGGCGCUGCUCUCUGUAGAGAUGCGCUCUCUCCGAGAAGAGAACGAGCGAAUGAGGACAAUGGCUGAAGUUCGAGAACCCAGCGAGCAGCUCCAGAGUGCGAUCAGAGACCGAGACGAUGCCAUAGCUAAGAAGAAAGCGGUAGAAAUGGAGCUGGCCAAAUGUAAAAUAGACAUCAUGUCUCUGAACAGCCAGCUGUUGGACGCCAUCCAGCAGAAGCUCAAUUUGUCGCAGCAGCUGGAGGCUUGGCAGGAUGAUAUGCACAGAGUGAUUGACCAGCAGCUGAUGGACAAGCACCAGGACGAGUGGCGCGCAGCCCCUACAUCUCUGUCGGGGUCGUCCGUAACCCACAGGGGUCAGUCCUCAAGAAGAGCUCAGCGUAUCUCCGACCGGGACAAGAGACUUUUCUCUUUUUUCAAAAAGAACUGAACCCUAUCAUGCUGGCCCUGAGCACAGCCGACAGACGCAGACGGACGAGGCGCAGGACAAGGAGGGUAGUGACAUCACAAUACAGGGGGUAAAAACACAGCCAAAGACAGGCAGUGGCACAUGCACACUGAGGGUUUUUUUUUUGGUUUUUUUUGGGGGGGGGGGUCAUUUUGCACUUUAUCUGUCCCA